UUAAUUCUAGUGCAUUAUGGGACACGUGACGUACACGAAUCUAAAGUGUAUCUUGAGGAAUUCGACUAUACUUGCCUUUCAGAAUUGUUACAUCAAGGCUGUCAAUCGCACACACAAAUACAUCGCAAUACACAUCAAUAACUACUCGAGAGAUGUAUUCAAUGUGUCGAUGAACAUCAAGGUGUUGCGUUUUAACCAUGGCUAUAAGCCAUUCUUUUUUGACAUAACCUUUGACGCCUGCAAGUAUAUGAAAACUCAAAACGAUCCCAUUGUUAAUCUGUUCUUUAAUUCAUUCAAACAUGCUUCCAAUUUGAAUCACACUUGUCCAUUUAAUCACGAUAUCAUUGUGGACAAACUGUGGACGGGAAAUCAUGAAGUAGAUUUCCUCAAAUAUCUUCCAGUGCCCAAUGGCGAUUACAUGCUUCCAUUCACCGUAUAUAGCAAUAAUUUGGAAUUGCUUACGAUACAAGUUUUUGUGCAUUUAACCACUUAAAUAAACACCGGG
Drosophila sulfurigaster albostrigata is the source of this 505-nucleotide messenger RNA. RefSeq lists its product as uncharacterized. NCBI's taxonomy places the organism in Eukaryota, Metazoa, Arthropoda, Insecta, Diptera, Drosophilidae. The record is from RefSeq and is a predicted model, not a curated record. The coding region runs from base 17 to 493 and encodes 158 amino acids. The transcript is spliced from 3 exons.